Messenger RNA from Marasmius oreades (fairy-ring Marasmius), 1960 nucleotides. RefSeq lists its product as uncharacterized. The transcript has 3 exons. Bases 231 to 1745 code for a protein of 504 amino acids. The record is from RefSeq and is a predicted model, not a curated record. Lineage: Eukaryota; Fungi; Basidiomycota; Agaricomycetes; Agaricales; Marasmiaceae.
AAAAAGACUUUUGUUCUGUACCACCACUAACUCCCUACUAUCGUUUUUUGAUUUCCUCUCUCUAUCUCUGCGAAACAUCUGUAGCUCUGGUGCAUAGCGUGUUUACAAGUUUUGUCUCUAUCGACCACACUACGAUUAAGAUCACAGCGUUACUCUGCUUCCCGUUUAUCACUGGGGACUGACAGUUCAUUGGGAAAUAGGAACUUUUCCACCUGAACUACUAAUUCAAGAUGUUCAAUUUUUUUCGGAAGACCACGUCGGCUGUACCAGCUGAAGCAGACCGUCCGUCUUCUUCCAAUGAACAACUACAACUACGGACUCCUUCACCUUCUGUAACAUCUGCUAUUGGAACUCGAUUCCAACGGAUGGAUGGUAAUAUCGACAGAUCCUCACCCUUGCGCGAGGACCACGUCGGAGGCCCCCCCGAUACACCUUCGCCCCCGUCGCAUACUCUGGAUAACGAACUGGGCCUAAUCACAGAUCCCUCAGCAUUAUACGAACUUAUCUCUUCCGUACCCGCCAAAACCCUCCACGAAUACACACUCACACAUCUCAUUCCACCCUCAGCCGAGUCUAAACGGGGUACCCAACAGCCUGUACUGGCACAUAUACACGCGCCAUCGUCCAUCACUCUCACCCAUCUCACGUCCUUCUUUUCUUCUCUGACGCCGCCACCGAGAUUACAUUGUGUUCGGUGUCACAAGUUUUAUUAUGAUGUGGAGAAUACGAAUAGAAGUUGUUUGGUUGCACACGACGACGAGAGUGCUGAGGUGGAGAGGGUCGGGGUUGGCAAAGGGGAUUCGGGAACGCAGUACGAGACACUUUGGGGUUGCUGCGGGAAGACGGUUGAAGGGGACGGUGACAUGGGGCCUCCAGAUGGAUGGUGUUAUGAAGGCAAACAUACUACUGACACGAAACGCGCCCGUUUUCGCGCCGAUUCGACUAUCCACGACGAUAAACUCGCUUCGUGCAAACGUCUUAAAUGUUCUGAACCGAAGAAACAAGUCGAAGAUGAUGAUUCUUCCGAUGCAUCUUCUGAUAGGCCUUCACGGUCUCGACCACGGAAAAGAAGAGCAACAGCGACAUCAGGAACAACAACAUCUGCGGCAGCGGCUUCACGGAAACGCGCUCGUAAAGCCGAUGACGACGGUGAACAAGAACGUGAACAGGUGGAGGCAGAAGUCGAAGAAGAUCCAAACUUUACAUCUCCCGGUUCCCCAGGGAAGGGGAAGGGGAAGGGGAAGGGGAAGGGACAAGCUGAAGUAGACGAUGAAGCGCAGGGUAAAGCAUCCCCAUCACUAGCUGCGUCGACGGUAAAGAAACAGAGACAGAGAAAGAAAAGACCCAGGACGACGGAGGACGAUAAGGCAUUCAAACCUGAAGGAACGCCGUUGGGUGAUGAGUUGGAUGAUAUGGACGUGGAUAUGGAUGAGACGGCUUCAGUUGCCUCCAAGUCGAAGCGAAAGCCACGGACGAAGAAUCCUACCAACCCCAAGACAAAGUCGAAGUCCAUAACGAGAAAGGAGACAAUGGUGUCAGAUGCCGCAGAGGCCCCCGCCGGAUCUGCUCCGAUGUCACCACCAAAGUCGAUAUCGGUGCCAGGGUCUCCCACAUUGUCGGUCAGAGCAGGGGGAGCUAAAGGUUCCAAGAGUGCAGCAAAGCCUAAGUCAAGCAUAGGAGGUCCUGUGAGGAAGACGAAGAAAUUGGAUGAAGUGAUUGCGUCGAGUAUCGAUGGGGAAUUGUGAUUUCGUUCUGCGGGGAGAAUUAACAUGCGCGCUCGUUAUUAAUAUUUUAUCUCUCUCAUUUCUGCAUUUAGCUCAUCUUUUACCUAUAUACCGUAUCACAUUCUGGACAUAAGUCUGCAGACGGUACGCUAUAUAGUUCUUUCCUUUCCUUUCGGCCUUGCUGCCCUCCAUGUAUUCCUACGUUCAUUUAUUUUCCAAUGCGAUACAUUCCCAGG